UUUGGCAUUUGAGGUUGAAGAAAAUUAAUAUCAUGGCGAUCGAAACAGUGCAAUCCAUUGUACUGAAAGAAAAAAUCCCGGAAGAGUUCAUUAGGUCACAGCAUGAACAACCUGGGAUCACCACCGUUCAAGGGACCGUUCUUGAGGUCCCAGUCAUCGAUUUGAACGACCAUGAUCAGGAAAAAGUCCUGAAUUUGAUCGUUGAUGCGAGCCAGAAAUGGGGGAUGUUCCAAAUUGUGAACCAUGGAAUCCCUUUUCAGGUUUUAAGCAAAUUAAAAGAAGUCGGGAAGGAGUUUUUUGAGCUUCCACAGGAAGAGAAGGAGGUUUAUGCUAAGCCUCCCGAGUCUAAAGGCAUAGAAGGCUACGGAACAAAGCUUCAGAAAGAAUUACAAGGCAAGAAAACUUGGAACGAUCAUUUGUUUCAUAAGAUUUCUCCACCAUCAGUUAUUAAUUACCGAUUUUGGCCUAAAAAUCCUCCGUCUUACAGGGAGGCAACAGAAGAAUAUACGAAGUGGCUGCAUGGGGUGGCGGAGAAGCUUUUAAAGAGCUUGUCGUUAGGAUUAGGGCUUGAAGAAGACGAGGUGAAGAAGGCUUUGGGUGGUGAAAACCUUAUUUAUCUUCUGAAGAUAAACCAUUACCCGCCGUGUCCUCAGCCGGAGCUGGCUCUUGGUCUGGCGGAUCACACGGACAUGUGCGCCAUCACUAUUCUUUUGCCAAAUGAAGUCCAGGGCCUCCAGGCCUCCAGGGAUGGCCAUUGGUACGAUGUCAAGUACGUUACCAAUGCACUUGUCGUUCACAUUGGCGAUCAAAUGGAGAUUUUAAGCAAUGGGAAGUACAGGGCUGUGCUCCACAGAGUCGCAGUGAAUAAGGAGAAGACAAGACUCUCAUGGCCAGUGUUCUUAGAGCCAGCAGUGGACCUGGAAGUAGGGCCUCAUCCAAAGCUCGUUGAUCAAGAAAAUCCUGCGAAAUACAAGACCAAAAAAUAUGGUGACUAUGCUUAUUGUAAGCUUAACAAGAUUCCUCAAUAAGUCACUCACCAGCUGUCCAUCUAGUCUGAUUAAUAACAGUAAUUAAGAUAAUAAAUAUAAUUAUCUUAAUUACCACUCUGUGCCCGUAAUUGUCGUUUGAUUUAGUAAUUUUAAGUAUUUAGCGAUAAUGUUCAAUUGGGUCAAUAAACCAAGUAGAGAUACAAACGUUACGUUAAUUGUUGGUUCAGUACAAAGUGUUUCUUGUCGACAUUUUAUGUAAACAGGACAACCUCAUUGUCAAUAAGAUUAUCAAAUAAAAUAAUA
Pistacia vera is the source of this 1292-nucleotide messenger RNA. Its product is annotated as flavonol synthase/flavanone 3-hydroxylase-like. Lineage: Eukaryota; Viridiplantae; Streptophyta; Magnoliopsida; Sapindales; Anacardiaceae. The transcript is spliced from 3 exons. The record is from RefSeq and is a predicted model, not a curated record. The coding region runs from base 33 to 1028 and encodes 331 amino acids.